AAUCUCAAAUAUCCAGACGGGUGCGCCAUCUAAGCCAGUUAAAACAGUCCCGCGAAAAGUUACCGAGCCCCACUUCUUGUCUGAACGUCUGCCAGUGAAGACCGGGAGGGAACCAACUAACACCACACAAAAUGAGCGACCUCAGCAAGAACGAUAUCGAAAGAGCGACAUUCGCCUUCUCCAUCUACGAUUUCGACGGCAGCGGUAAAAUCGAUGCCUUCAACCUCGGUGAUGUGCUGAGGGCGCUCAACUCCAACCCCACACUCGCCACCAUCGAGAAACUCGGCGGCACCAAGAAGAAGGGCGAAAAGCAGCUCUCGCUUGAAGAGUUCCUUCCUAUCUACAGUCAAGCCAAGAAAGACAAAGACCAGGGCUGUUACGAAGACUUCUUAGAAUGUCUGAAGCUGUACGACAAGAACGAGAAUGGCCUUAUGCUUGGCGCUGAGCUUACACACACCCUCCUCGCGUUAGGCGAGAAACUGGAAGACAAAGAAGUCGAAGAAGUCGUAAAGGACUGCAUGGACCCUGAAGAUGACGACGGCAUGAUUCCCUACGCACCCUUCCUCCGGAAAAUGUGUGACGGCUGGAGCAAGAAAGGUGCGGCAGCGCCAGCGGACGCAGAACCCGCGGAGGCAUAAACAUAGCGCGAUGAUGCGCCUGCGUCGGCCACGGCAGCCGACGGCCCGGCGCCGGCGACGCCGCAUCGCCACGCCGCCACCGCCCGCCGCUUGCUGCCUGCCACCCAGCCUUGAACAUCCCGUAUACGUCAUCUUAGAUACGGACUCUCUACCCCCUUUUUUAUACGUCACAGCAACAAUACCAACAAUUUUGUACAACCUACAAUCUAUGACUGUACAUACUAAAGUAAGAUUUAAUUAAACUACUGUAAACACACGUUGUACGUGUUUUUUAAAUUUAUUAUUAUUUAUUAAGUACAUUUAUAAUGACAAAAAUAUAAAAAACCGUAAAUUAUUUUAUAAUAAACUCUUAAAAUCA
This is a messenger RNA of Galleria mellonella (greater wax moth), 996 nucleotides long. It is a transcript of the gene Mlc1, whose product is annotated as myosin light chain alkali. The record is from RefSeq and is a predicted model, not a curated record. Lineage: Eukaryota; Metazoa; Arthropoda; Insecta; Lepidoptera; Pyralidae. Bases 132 to 638 code for a protein of 168 amino acids. The transcript has 6 exons. Gene Ontology annotation, molecular function: calcium ion binding. Gene Ontology annotation, cellular component: muscle myosin complex.